Messenger RNA from Salvelinus fontinalis (brook trout), 6289 nucleotides. It is a transcript of the gene sgpp1b, whose product is annotated as sphingosine-1-phosphate phosphatase 1b. Gene Ontology annotation, biological process: phospholipid dephosphorylation; sphingosine metabolic process. The record is from RefSeq and is a predicted model, not a curated record. The transcript is spliced from 3 exons. NCBI's taxonomy places the organism in Eukaryota, Metazoa, Chordata, Actinopteri, Salmoniformes, Salmonidae. Gene Ontology annotation, molecular function: sphingosine-1-phosphate phosphatase activity. Bases 615 to 2120 code for a protein of 501 amino acids. Gene Ontology annotation, cellular component: endoplasmic reticulum membrane.
CCCAUGAUUUGCCCUAUUUAAAUUGUGAAGCGCGUCCACAGCACCGCGAAAUCGCGAAUACAAGGGUCUUUGGAAUCGACAAUCUACGUCCCUACCGCAUUGAAGUUUACGUUUAAAAUUGUUAAGGUAUGGGUUAUGGUUACGUACGCGUUAUGGGUAGGGGUUCAUGUUAGGGUUAGGCUUUAGAGUAGGGACGUCCAAAGGAAUCGAUAAGCACUAACCUGAAUACAAGCGCAGUCCCGUUGAAAUCGUGAGUGCGUCACCCAUGCGUGCGCGUUCGCGAGCACUUCAUAGAUCUAUCAUUAACCGGAUACUACUUGAGAUAGCGGAGGUUCCAGGACGACUAGCUCCGAGAAAAAGCCUCUGUCAUCUAAAACGUGUUUGCCGAGCAUUGUAAUGUAUCACCUGAUCUUUUAACCGGCCUUGUUGCUGCCUUCGACAGGAAAACGUGAUACACGUGUUUAUUUUAUGGGAAUAAGCUGUAUGGAAUGAGCAAUAACUCAUGAUGCACGAGCUGCUGCUUGAAAGCAUAGGAAGCUUGCUAUAUGGCUAACGUUAGCUAGCUAGGAACGGGUAAUUUAUAGUAAAUACACAGUGCUCUAUAUUGAAUCAACAUGGCACACAAUAUUAUAACGCAAAUUGGACAACUCUGUAAUUACCUCCAAGACCCGAUUCAUGUAGCACGGUUUCAGCAGAUUUGCGGUGUGAGCGGGACGUUUUCAAGGAACCCAGCAGAGACCGAAGAAGUGGAGCGAGCUCGCUUGCACAACAACAGCAUUAGCCAUCUCCAGGGUGAAAAUGAGAAAUGUACUGUCAACGGAGGUGAAGGGGAGAAAACCAAGAGUCUUCGGCAGAGAAAAGUCACCUCGCCGGGGAACAGUUUGAAACAGGAAGGAGUAGACAAUUCUUCUCAGAACCGGUCAGUCACUCCUGCGGGGAAAACGGCCGGGCACAUCGGGAGCGGUUGCCGCAUCGCAAGAUCCAGUGAUGUCGGGGUACGGGACCUCAAAGAAAACGGCUCAAGUGGUGUCAACGGGUCCAGGGUGGAAUGCACCUCUGAGACACCUGAUGAACGGAUUAGUGAGGACCCCAGUCCUAAGACUACUGUCAAGCCGCUGCGCAAAAAUUCCCUGACAGGUGAUGUGGGCCAGGAGUUUUUAAUCGAGAACAAGUUUUUGUACUACCUGUUCACCUUAGGAACUGAGCUGGGCAACGAGCUGUUUUACAUCACUUUCUUCCCGUUCAUCAUAUGGAACGUGGACGCUUACGUAAGCCGGCGACUGAUUGCCAUCUGGGUUUGGGUCAUGUACCUUGGCCAGAGCACCAAGGAUGUCAUUCGGUUGUCCAGGCCAGCCUCACCGCCCGUGAUCAAGGUGGAGAUGUUCUACAACUCUGAGUACAGUAUGCCCUCUACACACGCCAUGUCAGGCACGGCCAUUCCAUUCUCACUGUUACUGCUGACCUAUGGCCGCUGGGAGUACCCUUUCAUGUUUGGGUUCACUCUGGCAAUGUGCUGGUGUGUGCUGGUCUGCAUUAGCCGCAUCUACAUGGGUAUGCACUCCAUCCUGGACAUCAUUGCUGGCUUCCUGUACAGCCUCCUGAUCCUGGUGGUAUUCCAGCCAGCGCUGGACCUGAUUGACAACUUCAACCUGACAUACCGCUACGCCCCCCUCAUCAUCAUCUCCCUGCACCUGGGCAUGGGCCUCUUCUCCUUCACCCUGGACACCUGGAGCACCUCGCGGGGCGAUACAGCUCAAAUCCUGGGCACUGGCGCUGGCGUGGCCCUAGCCUCCCACCUUAACCACUACCUUGGCCUGAUGCCCGACCCCCCGCUGGACCAGCUGCCCCUAUCCCCCCCGGCUCUCAACGCCGCCCUGCUGGCCGUAGCCAUGCUGAGGAUGUGCCUGGGCGUCCUGGUGCUGCUGGCCAUCAGGGCCCUCAUGAAGGCCAUCACCAUCCCUCUGGCCUGCCGUAUCUCUGGCAUCCCCAGUGGAGACGUAAGGAAGGCCCGGCAGCACAUGGAGGUGGAGCUACCCUACAGGUACAUUGUGUACAGCACGGUGGGCUUCAGCACCCUCUUCCUGGUGCCCCAGCUCUUCACCUACCUGCAGCUGUCCUGAUGAGAGAGCCCUGUGGAUCCCCCAGUCCCCUGUCCUCACCCUUGCUCAUCUAAAACCAAGCCCUUAGGAACAUGGGAAAUUCACACCUUACAUAUCCUGUACAUCCACCCCCUAUACCACUAACCUUUGGCCCUGCCAGUUCUAAUGACAGAAACCUCUUAUCAGGGAACUCCUAUAGACUGAUUUGACAGAAUGUCAGCACUGAUUACUAAAUCCUAUUCGCUUUAUCUUACUUCAAUUUCUUUUGUCAAUCAGAAUUUGACCUCUGUUUAUCUUAAUUUCCCAUUUUAUGGUCUCAAUUUUAAUGGAAAUGCACUAAUGAUUUUGGGCAUCAGAGCAAGUUAUGGAUCAACCAGACUAAUUUUCUCUCUCUUAUUAGUCACCCCUUCCCCAACCGUACAUACAUUGUCUAUCCUGAGUAUUUAUUUAAAAUACUUUCUCUGCUUUUUUGUACUUGGGAGAAAAUAAGGAUUCAAUUCUAAUCUGAUAAAUUCAGCCUGCGUCCUGGUUGUGUUCUCAUCUAUUUUUCUAAAGGGCUCUUUUUAUCUAUUAUUAUUGAAGAUGAGCGGUUGACGUUUGAAUAUAUAGAUUUGUACUGAUGAGAGAAAAGCCAUGACUGGGGCUGGGCACAUGUGAUGCAGCGGUGUCACUGUGGGAUAUAUAGAGGACAGGACAUUAGCCCUAUAAGUCAGAUGGUUAAAAGUGGGAUUGUUUUGAGCGUCAGGAGGACUUGGCUCAGACACACAGUGAGGAACUUCCUGUUUUAUAGGAGGGGAUGCACCUGACUGCACGGAAUCACUUCCUGCGGGUCUCGUGUUUGGAGGGGCCAAGGGAGGAUUAGAGGAGAUAACACCAACCCCAACUCUUACCUCAGUGUUCUUACUAUAUCUCUUUCCAGAAGUGACCAAGGCUUUCACUGCUUUAAUGUGGUAUAUAGUAUAGGUAUACUAUCAUAGGAUUGGAAAUUGUCUGGCUAAUUGAUUUGUUUGUUUUUGAUUGUUUUUAACAAAAAAAGAGUGCUGACCGGAAGAUUGCCAGCAGUUUCCCACUAGCAGAGAAAAUACUGAAAGGACUGGAGCCCAUUGCUGUGCUGAUCACAAUGAUAUAGAUAUACUGUAGAUACAUCCAUUAUUGGAAAAACAAUAUUGUUCCUGGACCAACUGUCAAACAACAGAACUGUAUCUUAUCUUGGCCCACAGGGGCAGAGGCUUGAUAAGAAAGCUAAACUGUACAUCCUAGUGUGGUUAUGGAAUACAUAUGAUAUAUAGAUGUCUAUAGUACUGUCCUAAUAGAAACCCAGCUAGCACAUUUUGUUCCUUGUAAGGGGUGGGAGCGUAUGUUUUUGGGAACGAAGCCAUAUGUUUCCUGACUGUUAAAACUGAAGUUUUUUUAAAACAUUCUGAGAACAGAAGUGAAAAUUUUGCCUGUUCUGGGAACUUUUAUUUUUAGGUUGCAUGGAGGUUCUGAAAACGUUUUACUCUGGUUCCUUGAAAGUUUUCCUGGGAGGUUUUAUUAAUGCUCUGAGAACAGAAAUUAUAUGCUAUUUUGAGUUUUUUUAAUAACUUCCUUAACAAUGCUAGCUUGUAGUGGGUUAACUUUUUUUAAACUCCAAGCAUAGAUAGGACACAUGGAAAGGAAUAUCCUGAGGCAUUAAUCAUGCAAAUACAUUUUUAUUUUGACCACAUUAGUGAGAUUCAAACCUAUAAUAUUCUGUUCUCUAUCCGUGGACUUAGUCACUGCGCCACCAGGAUGGAGCUAGUAUGCCUUUUUCUUUUGUAUAUAAAGCUAUUCAUUUUAGUCUAUUCAAACAGACCCCAUUUCAAAGGAAACAAGCAUUAAUUAAGAUCAGGUGUGGCCAAUUAGUGGGUGCAACCAACACACCUGAGCAAACUUAACAAGAUGGAGGAUAGAGACAGUUUUGUUGAUGCUGAAAACGGAAUGUAUGUUUUUUAAUAACAUUCUUAGAACGUUCUCUGAAUGUUUUCUUGUGGUUUUUAUGUAAAGUUUUCUUAACGUUCUCGGAACAAUUUGAGAACGUGACUUUAAAUAGAACCAUGAGGAAACUUGUAGAAAAUGUUAUGCUGAAGUACUGAAAUUCCCACAGAAGAACAUUGUUUCUUAAUGUUCUCUGAACUUUUUGAGAACAUUCCCAAUGUCAAACCAGUUGCAGAACAUUCCUAGAACAUUACCAACAUUAUAAUUAAAUGUAACCAUGUUUGAACUCUUAGGAAACGUUCUGUUAAAGUAAUGAAAUACCAAGAGAAUAACUUUUUUUGUCAACUUAUUUAAAUGUGCUGUGAAUGUUCCUAAGCCAAGCAACUAUCCUGCACCAUUCCCAGAAAGUUGUGGGAAGGUUGUAUGCAAAAUAACCAUAGGACAACCACGCUCUCACCAUGCUCUAAGAAACGUAGGGGAUCUCAGAAUUGUAUGUGCUAUCUGGGAAUGCACUGUUUCUGCAAUGCACUGUUGUUGUCCUGUCCAUUUGCUGGUCUGUCUGUGUCUUACUGGCCACUGUUGACUGGAAGCGCUCAGGAGACAGCUAUGUUGUGGCCUUGUCUUACGUGUGCGAGUUUGUUUUAUUUGUGCUUGUCUCCUUCCAUUUCAGUGAGAAGGUAGGUCAUUUUUGUGGUUAUGCUGAACAGACAGUACAGGGCUCUGAUAUGAUAAUAAACUUGGACUAAAAUAGAGCACAUCAUUCUGAUCCUCUAAUAAACAGUGUGGUUGGACCUAGACUGUCAGUUAAUUUAGCACUACCAUUUUAUCUUGGCCAGGAAGUCUCCCUGCAGAUUGAGGAUCGAUGCAGAUAACUCAAGUUUCAAGUGUUAUUAGUUGUAUGUGCGGGAUACGCAUGGUAUACAUCGUCUAUCAAAAUGCUUACUUGCAUGUGUGUUCCUUCUCGACAAUGCAACAAUAAGAAAAUAUAAGAUUACGAGCAUAAAGUAAACAGCAGUAGAGUAUGUAUAUUUUUUUAGCAUAAGUAUCAUAUAGGAAGGUAUAAUUUUUAGUCCAAUAUUUACGUGUGUAUGGAGGGGGGGGGGUCGGCAACUUCCUGAUGCUGAUUACAGUAGUUAUUUCUAUACUGAAUGCCUCCGAAUUCUGAAGUGAAUCUUAAUCAGGAACUAUUUUAAAUAAAUAUUUUAAAUAAAUGUAAGAAAUUACAUGGUUAACUGUUGGGUUGUGUUAUCAAUGUCUUAUUUCAAAGCAUUUAGUUUCAACAUGAUGUGACGUUUUCCAAGAUACUCUCAAUGACUUUCCAUUUGGAUGGUGAUUUGAUCACCGUUUCUUUUCAACUUUUCUACCAAAUGAAAAGGGUUCAGUGAUGUAGCUGUACUGUAGCUUUAGUAGAACUCUGUUCUUACUACCCUAGUGCCUUUUACGGUGUUUCAGGAAGGAGUUGUAACCUUUCAUGUUUUUUGUAGCCAUUGAAUUGGAGAGUGGUGAGAGACAUGUCAAAAAAAAAGUGUUGGGUUCAACCUAUUUCAAUUCCAUUUUAAUUAUAUUAAAAACUGUGUGUUUGCCUUUGCACUUGUAACUGCAGAUUAGGUUGAUUGUCAUUACUACUUUAGUACUUUGUUCAAACAGCAGAUGUUUGAAACAGUUAUCCAUGUUUUUCACUGUUACUUGUUUCCCUUUUGCUUCUCAUUUUAAUUUGAAGCAUUUGGUCCUUAGUUCUUAAUUUGUCAAACUGCAUUAUAUAAGAUAUUUGCAUGACCAAAUCUUAGAUGCAGUAUUUGUGAUGAUUUUUGACAUGGCUACAACAAAUGUCCAUGUCAAAUUGCUUGUUUUACAGAAUCAUCUUUUUAUAGACCAAAUAAAUAUUUAUAUUGAACUGUAUUUAAUAUUAGAAAUAUUCGUGAAACUGAGAUUUAUAUGUGUCUGCCGGAAAAUCUCUUGAUGAUUCAGUUAUUUGUUUGAUCAAAUGUUAUUUGAAAUGACCAUUUCAUGCAGUUUUGACAUGGUAGGUAAUUAUUUUACAACCUAAAAAAGUGUAUGUCCAUUUUAAUGGUUGGGUUCAAUCUAUGAUGAGGAUGUUCAUUAUAUGAGGCUCUGAUCUGUCAGACUGUAUGAGUGAAUUAAUCAAAAUAAUCUAGUGAGCUAAUUAAAACAAAGUGACUGUCCACUCCAGUCCAUUUUUAACAAUUUCAAUAAAGAGAUGUAAUUUUUGGUCA